AAACUGUGUAGUGAUGCUCAAGUUAAAGUCUUUGGGAAAUGCUGCCAACUGAAGCCUGGAGGAGAUAGUUCUUCCUCCUUGGAUAGUUCUAUCACGUUGUCUUCUGAUGUGAAAGACCAGUGUCCUAAGUACCAGGGUUCUCAGUGCUCUUCUGACGCCAAUAUGCUUGGAGAGAUGAUGUUUGGCUCGGUAGCAAUGAGCUACAAAGGAUCUACCUUAAAGAUUCAUCAGAUCCGUUCCCCGCCACAGCUCAUGCUCAGCAAAGUUUUCACUGCACGGACUGGCAGCAGUAUCUGUGGAAGUCUCAAUACGCUGCAAGAUAGUCUUGAAUUCAUCAAUCAGGACAAUAACACAUUAAAGGCUGAUAAUAACACAGUUAUUAAUGGACUGCUUGGGAAUAUAGGUCUUUCACAGUUCUGCAGCCCCAGGCGGGCAUUCUCUGAGCAGGGUCCGCUCCGCCUGAUCAGGAGCGCCUCUUUCUUUGCAGUUCACAGCAACCCAAUGGACAUGCCUGGAAGAGAGCUGAAUGAAGACAGAGACAGUGGCAUAGCACGCUCUGCAUCUCUCAGCAGCUUGCUUAUCACCCCAUUUCCCUCCCCAAACUCCUCACUUACCCGAAGUUGUGCCAGUAGCUACCAGCGACGUUGGCGACGUAGCCAAACUACAAGCUUGGAAAAUGGGGUCUUUCCUAGAUGGUCUAUUGAAGAAAGCUUUAAUCUGUCAGAUGAAAGCUGUGGCCCUAACCCAGGAAUUGUGAGGAAAAAGAAGAUUGCAAUUGGGGUAAUCUUUUCAUUAUCCAAAGAUGAAGAUGAAAAUAACAAAUUUAAUGAAUUCUUUUUUUCACAUUUUCCUCUCUUUGAAAGCCAUAUGAACAAAUUAAAGAGUGCAAUAGAACAGGCUAUGAAAAUGAGCCGGAGAUCAGCUGAUGCUAGUCAGAGGAGUUUGGCAUACAAUCGAAUUGUCGAUGCCCUAAAUGAAUUCAGAACAACUAUUUGUAAUCUUUACACAAUGCCACGAAUCGGAGAACCUGUCUGGCUUACAAUGAUGUCGGGGACUCCAGAAAAGAAUCAGCUUUGCCAUCGUUUCAUGAAGGAGUUCACUUUUCUAAUGGAAAAUGCUUCCAAAAAUCAAUUCUUGCCAGCUCUCAUUACUGCAGUCUUGACCAAUCAUCUUGCCUGGGUUCCAACAGUCAUGCCAAAUGGACAGCCACCUAUAAAAAUAUUUUUAGAAAAACAUUCCUCUCAGAGUGUGGACAUGUUGGCAAAAACUCAUCCGUAUAACCCACUUUGGGCACAACUAGGAGACUUGUAUGGCGCUAUUGGCUCUCCUGUACAUUUAGCAAGAACAGUAGUAGUUGGCAAACGACAAGACAUGGUCCAAAGGCUGCUUUAUUUUCUUACUUAUUUCAUAAGAUGCUCUGAACUUCAAGAAACCCAUCUUCUAGAAAAUGGAGAAGAUGAAGCCAUUGUUAUGCCAGGGACAGUGAUCACUACCACUUUAGAGAAAGGUGAAAUAGAGGAAUCUGAGUAUGUGCUUAUCACAAUGCAUAGAAACAAAAGCAGUUUGCUCUUUAAAGAGUCAGAAGAGACAAGAACUCCUAAUUGCAACUGUAAAUAUUGCACUCAUCCACUCCUUGGGCAGAAUACAGAGAAUGUGUCACAACAAGAGAGAGAAGACAUUCAAGAUAGUUCUAAGGAACUGCUAGGAAUUUCAGAUGAAUGCCAGAUGAUUUCUCCUUCUGACUGCCAAGAAGAAAAUGCUGUUGAUGUUAAACAGUAUAGAGAAAAAUUAAGAACUUGCUUUGACACCAAGUUAGAGACAGUGGUUUGCACAGGAUCUGCACCAGUAGACAAAUGUGUAUUGUCAGAUGCAGGCUUAGAGCCAACAGAGGAAGCAUGGCAGAGUAAGGAAUUGCUGGAUUCAGAUAAUCACACUGGCAAAGCGAUGAGAUCCACAGGAAUAGCUGUGGAAAAGAAACCUCCAGAUAAGACUGUGCCUGCUACAUUUUCUUGUGAGGCAACCCAGACAAAGGUUACUUUCCUGAUUGGGGAUUCUAUGUCACCUGAUUCAGAUACUGAACUCAGGAGUCAGGCAGUGGUGGAUCAGAUUAUGAGGCAUCACACCAAACCAUUACAAGAAGACAGAGGGGUGACUGACAAGCAUCAAGAAACUAAACAAACAACUAAGGACCAAUCUGGAGAGUCUGAUAUACAGAACAUGGUUUCUGGAGAGCCCUGCGAACUUCCCUGUUGGAGUCAUUCAGACCCAGAUAACAUGAGCUUAUUUGAUGAAUAUUUUAAUGAUGAUUCAAUUGAAACCAGGACUAUUGAUGAUGUUCCAGUUAAAACAAGUAUGGGCAGUAAAGAACACUACUGUAUGUUAGAGUUUUCAAAAGGAUUGUGUACAAAAAAUAGCAAACAGAAUAAUGAAUUCUGUAAAUGUGUAGAAACAGUUCAGCAAGAUUCAUGUAAAACCUGCUUUCCUCAGCAGGACCAAAGAGGUACACUCUCCAUCCUUGUCCCCCAUGGGGAUAAAGAGAGUUCAGAGAAAAAAAUUGCUGUAGGAAAUGAAUGGGACAUUCCAAGAAAUGAAAGUUCAGAUAGUGCCCUUGGGGAUAGUGAAAGUGAAGACACAGGUCAUGAUAUGACAAGACAAGUCAGCAGUUAUUAUGGAGGGGAGCAAGAAGAUUGGGCAGAAGAGGAUGAGAUACCUUUUCCUGGGUCAAAGUUGAUUGAUGUGAGUGCUGUUCAGCCCAACAUUGCUAACUUUGGGAGGUCCUUGCUGGGUGGCUACUGCUCAUCUUAUGUGCCUGACUUUGUUCUUCAAGGAAUUGGUAAUGAUGAAAGGCUCCGUCAGUGUCUUGUGUCAGAUUUGUCUCA
Messenger RNA from Castor canadensis (American beaver), 2879 nucleotides. RefSeq names its product folliculin interacting protein 1 (gene Fnip1). Gene Ontology annotation, molecular function: protein-folding chaperone binding; ATPase inhibitor activity. Gene Ontology annotation, cellular component: cytoplasm. NCBI's taxonomy places the organism in Eukaryota, Metazoa, Chordata, Mammalia, Rodentia, Castoridae. The record is from RefSeq and is a predicted model, not a curated record.